Penicillium macrosclerotiorum is the source of this 2376-nucleotide messenger RNA. RefSeq names its product Zn(II)2Cys6 transcription factor. The coding region runs from base 1 to 2376 and encodes 791 amino acids. The record is from RefSeq and is a predicted model, not a curated record. Gene Ontology annotation, cellular component: nucleus. The transcript has 2 exons. Gene Ontology annotation, molecular function: DNA-binding transcription factor activity, RNA polymerase II-specific; zinc ion binding; RNA polymerase II cis-regulatory region sequence-specific DNA binding. Gene Ontology annotation, biological process: DNA-templated transcription; positive regulation of transcription from RNA polymerase II promoter by galactose. NCBI's taxonomy places the organism in Eukaryota, Fungi, Ascomycota, Eurotiomycetes, Eurotiales, Aspergillaceae.
AUGUUCUCCACUUUUGUCGCUAUUUCCCCUAAUCGCUUUGACGACAGCAACAGCAACAACAGCAACAGCGAAACAAGGCUCACCAACGGCCCCUCCUCUUCCUCGUCCACCACCGCCUCCUCCGCCGCCUCCACUCCGGUUCCUCCCCGUUUGAAGCGCAACCAGGUCUCACGAGCUUGCGACUGGUGCCGUGUGCAUCGGAUCAAGUGUGACAAGAGCUUGCCCUGUCAGAACUGUCGCAAUCGAGGCGAAAACUGCAUCAAAAAGAGUGCGGCAGAAAUUCGCACUCUGCCACAUGCUGUGAGGUUAGAGAUUGAGCGACUGCGACAACGCGUUCAAGAACUCGAAGAGCAACUCGAGAAUGCUACCAAUACCAAUUCCAAGACCAAUCCGAACACCACCACCACCGCCGCCACCAAUUCUGUCUCCAGCGGCGACGAUCGCACGAUCCGAAAGCAAAGCCGACAAUCGGGAAUCAAGAAAGAAUGGGAUGGAAUCCAUACGCCCACUGCACACUCGUCACAAACCCAAUGGUAUGGGCCCUCGUCGGCCUUCUACUUUAUUGGGCGCAUGAGCGCAUACCUCAGCGCCGUCCUCGAACAACCUGAGGAGGAUCACAACAUGCAUCCUAGCUCCGCCAGUCGCCUCUUCACCAGUCCUACCUCGGCAAAACACGUUCCGGAGGAGCUGCCAGUGCCUGCCACAAUCGCCGAUGGGCCUGUGGGGUCGGAGACAUAUCUCAGUAGCAUCGAGGAAGAUUACUUUCUGAAUCUGUUCUGGCAUUCCUACCAUCCGACCUACCAGAUUCUUGAUGAAGCGGAGUUUCGGGAGCAUUAUAAAUCCCUCUGGGUCGAUUCGGCCACCACGCGCAAACCUUCUGCACUGGUCGAUAUAGUCCUCGCUCUGUGUAUGCAAUAUGGCGUCACCUUGACUCCAAACAGCAGCAGCCUUGAUCCCACCAUGACCGCGGACCCACCUGAUGGCCAUGUCGACAUAAACGACGCAAGUAUCGCGGGCCGAUGGUACUACCGUCGGUCGCAAGCACUACUCAGUUCGGAGCUGGAAAGUCCAUCCACCACCACUUUGCAAUGCCAUAUCUUUUCCGUCAUCUACUUGUGCAACGCUUCCUUUCAGAACAUGGCGCACACUACCCUGGCGCUCGCGGUGCGUACCGCUCAUAUUCUCGGUCUCCAUCUCGAACCGCGGGAAAACCUGCCACGUCCCCAGCGCGAGUUGCGCAAACGCAUCUGGUGGACGCUAUAUAUGAUCGAAAGCAAAACAUGCAUGAAGCUGGGCCGACCAUGCUCCCUGCAUGACAUGACGGCAACGUGCCAACUGCCCGCCGACGAUCAUGAGCUGGCUCGGCUGUCGGUGUCCAACAUCGCGGCUUAUGGCGACAAGGUAACGUGGUUGACGUACAGCCGCCUCGUCACAGAAUUAGUGCUAGCGGCACAGACAGUUUAUCUUGGAUUUUAUGAGAAACGGGCUAAAAUUCUGGGUGCUAAUGAUGCGAAGAGCCUGUAUACGGAUCAAUCGUCCCUGGAAGCGUUAGCGAAAUUUCUCAUUUCCCAGAUGGACAGUAUCCGGGAGUGGUUACGGAAUGUCCCUGACGGCAUGAAGACCAAACGCAAAGACGGUGGAGAGCCAUUCUCAACUGACCGAUCUGUCCUAGACCUGGAACGGUAUGCGCCCUUGUGGCUGCAGCGCCAACGGCUUCUCCUGGAGCUUCUCUACCACAACCUCUGUAUGAACAUCUACCGGCCCUUCAUCUGCUUCCCCUCCACGUCAGCCACUAGCGUCAAUAGCACACCCGUCGCCGAAGGACAUGCAGUCUCGUGUGUCAACCAUGCCAUCGCCAUCACACACAUCCUUCGCCAAAUACUACCCGCGACCGACUUCCUCAAAGGCUGGUACGAGGCCUUUCAAUGGCAGUGGAACUCAACUCUCUCCAUGGUUGGUUUCAUCCUUGCAUACCCCUCCAAUCCGCCCACUCCAACAGCCCGCGCGGCCAUCGACAGCGCCAUCACCGUCUUCGAGGUAUUUGGCCACAAUUUUGCGGUCGCGGGGAGUGCCGCCAAUGUGACUCGGGGACUCGCAGCCAAGGCAGACUUUCUCCACGGCCGAUUGGCUGCGGGUGUCGGAGCUGCAACCACACUGACUCCCCCGUUCUCGGACCAAAUGGAAGGAUUCUUAGGGUCGAUCGGGACAGAUGCGGCCGGCUAUUUGAUGCUGCCUGAUGAGCCCUCGGCCAUGUUUCAGAGCACACUGGCGGGAGCCAUGGGAUUAGCGUACAACGUUGAUUCGUUCUACAGUUUCGAGCCCUUGUAUGCAGGGUCGAAAAACUUGGCCGAUGCGUGGGAUUUCAGCUACGAAUGA